This is a messenger RNA of Aspergillus calidoustus, 2121 nucleotides long. NCBI's taxonomy places the organism in Eukaryota, Fungi, Ascomycota, Eurotiomycetes, Eurotiales, Aspergillaceae. The record is from the annotation of a GenBank genome assembly.
AUGGAUAUGGAUACAGACAAGAGCGCUGCAGCUCUCCCAGCAGAACAUAGUGGGGCCGAUCAGGAUGCCGCAGCGAUUGGAGAACACGCCGACCAGUUCCCGUCCAGCAAGGCUAACGCGACCACUGCCAACGGUGACGAUCAGGCGACGACCAAUGGCCAGAAACCGAAUCCCAAGGACCCCUCGCGACCUCGGAGGAAGAAGGCGCGCCGCGCUUGCUUUGCUUGUCAGCGGGCGCAUCUGACUUGCGGCGAUGAGAGGCCUUGCCAACGCUGCAUCAAGCGAGGGCUCCAAGACGCUUGCCACGAUGGAGUUCGCAAGAAGGCGAAGUACCUACACGACGCCCCGGACGGCGCUUUGAUGCCUGGAGUCGGCGGGAACAAUUUCUACAACAAUUCCAUGUCGAACGGCGGCGUACCAACCAACGGCAUACCCAUCAACGGCGCGAACACAAUCAACACAACCACAGCCACGCAGCAGAACUCGGGCGCGAAUUUCUACCCCACGCCGCAGUCGAACUAUAACAUGUACCAAGAAAAUACCAUCAACCAACAGAGCACUUUUCCGUCCCAAUCGCCCGUUUCUCCGACCUUUAGCUUGAAGACGAACCCCACGCAUCGCAAUAGCACAGGCGGACCUCCGAAUUCCAGCAAUAAUACCGCAUUGACAUCGUCGAUGCCGCAACCGCCGACUACGGGCGUAUCAACCGGCGCAAAUCAGACUCAGAACCCGUUUGCUGGGCCGUUCUUCGACCCCAGCGACCCCGCCCUUUUCAAUUUUGAUCUGUCGAGCAUGAACUUUGAGAAUCGAUAUGGUGCGCUGGAGUUUGGCAUGCUCGGACACAUGGCUACCGGGGCCGGUGACUCUCCAGACUCAGGCACACAUCGAGGAUCGAUGGGCCGCAGUGGCUCCACCCAGUUUGCUUCUACGCCUAUCACGGGAGCUGCCACGUUCGGCGAGAGCCCUGGAAAUCAGCAGCCGUUUAUGUUUGGCGAUCCGCUUCUGAACGAAUGGCCGAGCGGCCAGACCUCGGGUCAAGCGCAUGUGAACGUUGGCGUCUAUCCGCAAAACCAGGGCAACGUGAUCCCAGGACAUCUAUCAAAGGCUGAUGCGCCGCAUGCCUUUGCGAUAGAGAGUGGGCCAGCCAGCUUCACUAGCCCAGGUGCAGCGGCGAGCCCCCAACUGAACAACCAGGGGUAUGACGAACCGAGCCCGUUUAACAGUGUUGUCUCCAAGACCAAUGGACUCUCGGUGAAUGGACAGCAGCAACGGCCACCGACUAUUUCGACGCCGAGUCUAAAGCAUCAGAGUCUGCAGAUGAACAAGCGUCAACAGCGCAAUCCGUCAGCUGUUUAUGAGAGUGUCAAGGAGCCGUACGCGUAUACUAGUCGCUUCCACAACCUGACAGCGUUCAUCCAGCGACGCUUCUCACCGCAGAAGACGCUUCAAAUUGCGAAAGCCCUCGCCUCGAUUCGACCAUCGUUUAUCGCCACGACCAAGACAUUGAACAGGGACGAUCUUAUAUUCAUGGAACGGUGCUUCCAGCGGACAUUAUGGGAGUACCAAGACUUUAUCAAUGCCUGUGGUACACCAACAAUCGUCUGUCGCCGCACAGGCGAAGUCGCCGCCGUCGGUAAAGAAUUCAGUAUUCUAACUGGCUGGAAGAAAGAGGUCCUGCUGGGCAAGGAGCCGAAUCUGAACGUCAACACGGGCGGCUCGUCAGCCGCGAACUCACGCAACUACUCACCGCGAGGCUCAGCUGAAAGCUCCACCGGUCGACCGCACCCUGUCUUCCUAGCCGAGCUCCUCGACGACGACAGCGUGGUGGAGUUUUACGAAGACUUUGCGCGACUAGCAUUUGGCGACUCACGCGGUAGCGUUAUGACGACGUGCAAGCUACUCAAGUACAAGACGAAAGAAGAUAUGGACGCUGCACAGUCAGACGACGCCAACUUGCGGUGGAACAACCACCUGCGCAAGGGGGGAAUCGCGAACGAGGCCGGAAUGAAUCAGUUAGGGUUCAAGGACGGCAAAGUAGAGUGCGCCUACUGCUGGACAGUCAAGCGCGAUGUGUUUGACAUUCCCAUGUUAAUAGUGAUGAACUUUCUACCCUGCAUUUGA